UUCCUUUCUUCCUUGCGUGUUUCUUCGCAGUGGACCUGUCAAAAAGCCACAUUCGGUGAUUACACAGCGGAGUGCAGCAAUUUUUCUUGAAUUUUUGUAAAAGUUUAUUUCGGCAUUGAAACACCACUUUUGCGCUGCACUGGUUUGGUUCAGUUCCGAUUCUGUUGCAACUUUUGCAGAAAAUCAAUACCACCGGCAACGAAGAGAAGUUAAGUUUGUGAAAAGCCAUUCCGGAUCAACUCGCGAGAGGGAAGUCAAGUUCUGUCUGCUUUCUUUGCUGGUGGAGGAAAAUGUCUACAGCAGCAGCAGCCGUAAAGCCGGACGAUGGUGUAACCGGAGGGAAUCCGCCUGCGAACGUGGAAACGCCGCCGGAAGCUGCCAAUCAUGUCAAUGACGCGAAUAAGGCCAAGGCAGAAGAACUCAAGAGUCAGGCCAACGAGCACUUCAAAAACAAGGACAACGACAAGGCCAUCCAGUUGUACACGGAAGCGAUAGAGCUGGACGGUUCCAAUGCGAUCCUCUACGCGAAUCGUAGCUUUGCCUACCUCCGACAGGAAGCGUUCGGGUACGCCCUUAACGAUGCCGUCCAGGCGAUCAAGUGCAACCCGAACUACCUGAAAGGCUACUACCGGAGAGCAGGGGCCCACAUGGCCCUAGGGAAGUACAAACUGGCCCUGGCAGAUCUGGAGCUGGUGGCGAAGCGGUGUCCCAACGACAAAGACGCUCAGCUGAAGUACACGGAGUGCAACAAGAUCGUCAAGAAGAUGGCCUUCGAGCGGGCGAUCGCCGUGGACAAGCAGGAGAAGAGUCUACUCGAGAUGUGUCGCGACCUGGAGUCGGCAACAAUCGAAUCGGACUACGAAGGGCCUAAACUGGAAGAGGGCAAAGUUACGCUAGAGUUCAUGAAGCACCUAAUGGAGUGGUACAAAAAUGAGAAGAAGCUUCACAAAAACUUUGCUUAUAGGAUCCUCUGCGACGUGGAGGCCCUGUUCAAGAAGCAACCCUCGCUGGUGGACAUCACCGUGCCGGACGAGUGCAAAUUCACCGUUUGUGGCGACAUCCACGGUCAGUUCUACGAUUUGCUCAACAUUUUCGAAAUCAACGGACUGCCCUCGGAGACCAAUCCAUAUCUGUUCAAUGGGGACUUUGUCGAUCGGGGUUCGUUCUCGGUGGAGUGCAUAUUCACCCUGUUCGGGUUCAAGCUGCUGUAUCCGAAUCAUUUCUUCCUGUCGCGAGGCAACCACGAGAGCGUCAACAUGAACCAAAUGUACGGCUUCACCGGUGAGGUCGUGGCCAAGUAUUCCCAGACCAUGUCGGAGAUGUUCACGAUCGUGUACAACUGGCUUCCGCUGUGCCACUGCAUCAAUCAGAAGGUGCUGGUCAUGCACGGUGGUCUCUUCUCGACGUCUGGAGUGUCGCUGGACGAUCUCCGUGCGAUCGACCGGAACCGACAGCCGCCGGAGCAGGGCCUCAUGUGCGAACUGUUGUGGUCGGACCCGCAGCCGCAGAAUGGGCUGGCCCCAUCGAAGCGCGGCGUCGGCGUCCAUUUCGGGCCGGACGUGACGAAGGAAUUCCUAGAGCAUAACAAAUUGGACUACAUCAUCCGGAGUCACGAGGUGAAGGACGACGGAUACGAGGUGGCCCACGACGGCAAGUGCAUCACGGUGUUCUCGGCACCCAACUACUGUGACACCAUGGGUAACUUAGGAGCGUUCAUCAACAUGAAAGGCAACGAUCUGACGCCCCAGUACAAAACCUAUGCCGCUGUUCCACACCCCAAAGUCAAACCAAUGGCCUACGCCAGCUCACUAAGUUUUCUAGCGUAGUACCUAGGCCCAACGGAUACUGCCAACAACACACUGUUUCCUAGUAGUAAGUGGAAGCGAUCGGCGGGGAUGAUUUGACUAGCAGCACCCAGCAUGAACCCUUAUUAUUGUCCCGGUCUGGGGCUGAACGCUACCGGAAGCGUUUCUGUUGUUCUGGUGAUUUCUAUCGGAACAACCACACUUAGCUAUUUCGUUGUUUAGACAUUCUGUUAGAAAUUGUAGAGGUAGGUAUCACUUUUAAACAAUUGUAUUUUUUUUUUCUUUUAACUGAUCCCAGUACAACAAGGCGAAGAACAUUGAGUUCAGUGAAAUUAUACUGCAUUUUGUGUAGUUACAUCGUUUUACAGUUUUUAGAACAACAUUGUGUGAUUCAAGUGUUGGAAGGAUGGGAAUUGAUUUUUUUUAUUUAAAACUUCAAACAUGUUCUCAAACAUACACAAAUAAAACAAACGAAGCAGUUGUUAAACUCUAGACUGUUAGAUUAAAAAGUAACAUCUUACAGAUGAUAA
Aedes aegypti (yellow fever mosquito) is the source of this 2335-nucleotide messenger RNA. RefSeq names its product serine/threonine-protein phosphatase 5 (gene PpD3). The record is from RefSeq and is a predicted model, not a curated record. The transcript has 7 exons. Bases 291 to 1826 code for a protein of 511 amino acids. Gene Ontology annotation, molecular function: protein serine/threonine phosphatase activity; protein binding. Gene Ontology annotation, cellular component: nucleus; cytosol. Lineage: Eukaryota; Metazoa; Arthropoda; Insecta; Diptera; Culicidae.